This is a messenger RNA of Hevea brasiliensis (rubber tree), 1665 nucleotides long. Its product is annotated as 3-isopropylmalate dehydrogenase, chloroplastic. Gene Ontology annotation, biological process: L-leucine biosynthetic process. The record is from RefSeq and is a predicted model, not a curated record. Gene Ontology annotation, molecular function: NAD binding; magnesium ion binding; 3-isopropylmalate dehydrogenase activity. Lineage: Eukaryota; Viridiplantae; Streptophyta; Magnoliopsida; Malpighiales; Euphorbiaceae. The transcript is spliced from 11 exons. Bases 129 to 1343 code for a protein of 404 amino acids.
AUUGGACCGAUUAAACUGGGAAAUAAGUUUCACCUCAUAUCUGAGUUCUGCAGCAGUGCAGCUCUCAUUCAGCCUUUUCCUCGUCUGCCUCCAUACCCAAAUCUCUCUGCUCUCUCUCUCGUGCCCAAAUGGCGUCUGCAAUGCAACUUAAUGUUAAGCCAAUCAGACUUGCUUUCCAUUCUAAACUAGAUUCCAAACACUCCCAUAAACCUGCUAGAAUUAGCUGCGCCGCCGCCACGCCAUCGAAACGCUACUCCAUCACUCUCCUCCCCGGCGAUGGCAUCGGCCCCGAAGUCAUCUCCGUCGCCAAGAAUGUCCUUAAGCUUGCUGGCUCUCUCGAAGGCAUUGAGUUUAGUUUCCAAGAGAUGCCUAUGGGUGGAUCUGCGUUGGAUUUAGUAGGUGUUCCAUUGCCAGAGGAAACCCUUUCUGCUGCUAAACAAUCUGAUGCAGUUCUUCUCGGAGCCAUUGGAGGGUAUAAAUGGGAUAAUAAUGCAAAACAUUUGAAGCCAGAGACUGGGUUGCUUCAGCUCAGAGAAGGGCUUAAGGUCUUUGCAAAUUUGAGGCCAGCUACUGUCUUACCCCAGUUAGUGGAUGCUUCAACUUUGAAAAAAGAGGUUGCCGAAGGCGUCGAUGUCAUGGUUGUAAGGGAGCUUACUGGAGGUAUUUAUUUUGGAAAACCAAGGGGAUUUGGCACCAAUGAAUCUGGUGAAGAGAUUGGCUUCAAUACCGAGGUGUAUGCUAAGUAUGAGGUUGAUCGCAUUGCUCGUGUUGCAUUUGAGACUGCUAGGAAGCGACAUGGAAAACUCUGCUCUGUUGACAAAGCAAAUGUCUUGGAGGCAUCAAUGUUUUGGAGGAAAAGAGUAAUGGCCAUCGCAGCAGAAUAUCCUGAUAUUGAGCUCUCACACAUGUAUGUUGACAAUGCUGCAAUGCAGCUUGUUCGCAAUCCAAAACAGUUCGAUACAAUUGUGACAAACAACAUAUUUGGUGAUAUACUAUCUGAUGAGGCAUCAAUGAUUACUGGAAGUAUAGGGAUGUUGCCAUCGGCUAGUCUUGGUGCAUCGGGACCUGGACUUUUUGAACCAAUACAUGGUUCUGCUCCUGACAUUGCUGGACAGGAUAAGGCCAAUCCAUUGGCAACAGUGCUAAGUGCUGCAAUGCUUUUGAAAUAUGGUUUAGGGGAAGAAAAAGCUGCAAAGAGAAUUGAGAAUGCAGUUUUGGAAACCCUGAAUAAGGGGUUUCGGACGGGUGAUAUUUACUCUGCUGGAACUAAAUUGGUGGGAUGCAAAGAAAUGGGUGAGGAAGUGCUGAAAUCAGUAGACUCCCAAGUUCUAACUGUCGCUUAAAACGAAACCAUAUUACCACCAAAUUCAGGAGCUCAAUGCUUUUUCACUAUCGUGUGGGUCUUAAGCAUCUUCACAUCGUGAUGGGAAGUGGAAAAAUAUCUGUUUUCUCUCCCCAAUUUUUAGUUGCCAGCUUUCGAAUAGGUAUUGUAAUUUAUUGAAGUCAUUACUGUGGCAAAAAAGAUGCUGCAAUAUCAAAACAGAGUCAAAGCAAUCGCAUUUCGCUGACAGAUUUUCAUCAUUACCCUAGUUAAGGAAGCCUGUUGUAUUAUGAAUGACUGCUCAAGUAGUGGAAAAUAAAUUCCCUGUUUCAGAUUGAUAUGAA